AUGGUCACGAGUACGCAAAAAUUGAAGGGCGGCGAGCGCGUGAAGGGUGACCUACGCGAUUCAUCGCCGGGCCCCAAUUCAUUUUCGGGACAACCUGGCAGCGCUAGUGGCGGAGGAGGGAAUGGCAGUACCAGCGGACCAACGUUCACCUUCGACAGAGUGUUUUGGAGCAUGCAGGCGGGAUCGAAAGGUCGGGAGCGUCAGGGGUCGCUCGGCAGGAGCCCCGCCCCAUACGCAUCCCAGAACUGCGUGUUCGAAGGAAUCGGGCAGGGCGUCGUCGAGAGUUGCCUUGCCGGCUUCAACACUUGCCUCUUCGCCUACGGCCAGACGGGGUCAGGGAAGACGUUCACUAUGAUGGGGGCCGGUCCCUCCGAACCACCAGCAGCAAAGGCAAUAGAAGCAACAGCGAUAGAACAAACGGAACAGCAGGUAAGGGCGGUCACACCCCCGCCCCCGCCCGUCGAGAUGAUGGCCUUAAAGUCUGAGCAACAAGCGUCGGACGCAGCGGUGGCGGAAAGCGACACGCAGGGAGCGACAGUGAGCAAACCUCCUAGCGACAGCGACAGUAAUAUCAGCAAUGACGGUGGAACAUCGACAUCAAACGCCACCACCUCGGAAGGCACGAGCGGUAUCAGACCGCGACCCACUGUGACCGGCGCGCAAGUCAGCAACAACAGCAACAGCGGCGGCAGCAGCAGCAGCGACAGCAGCGGCAAGACCAGGAACAAGAACAAGAACAACAGCAGCAUCACCACCAACAGCACGUCCGAAGGGUCUUCCGGCGUCAGCACGGACGGCCCGGGCGGCACCGGCGACGCCAAUCGAGGCGUGAUCCCGAGGAUCUGUGACUUCUUGUUCGAGCGCGCGGAGGCGGUGACCGCAGAGGCCAACGCUACCGCGGGUGUUGUUACCGGAGGUCCAGAAGCUAUUGGCGAGGUGCGGGAACAUCCUACGAAGGGCCCCUUUGUGGAAGGCGUCGUCACCGCAACGGUGACCACUGCUAGGGAGACAGAGCGGCUGCUGGUGGAGGGGCAGGCAAGGAGGGCGGUGGCCGGCACCAACAUGAACGAGACAUCGUCGCGCAGCCACGCCAUCUUCACCAUCGUGGCCACUAAGGUGGAGCGUGACCUGCAGACGGGCGCGGAGGGUUUUACGACAAGCAAGGUAAACUUGGUGGAUUUGGCCGGCUCGGAAAACGCCAACACGGCGGGGUCGGCCGGCACUCGGUUGAAGGAGGGCGCCGCCAUCAACAAGUCUUUGCUCACACUGGGCAGGGUCAUCAAGGCUCUCGUGGAUGCUUCCACUGAGGGGCGCCCCCGCGUCAUCCCAAGCUCCAGCCCCCGCAAGUCCGAGCAGAGGUUGGCAGGGAACGCCGGAGUGGAUGAGAGCCUCCCAGAUCCACCGCCGUUGUUGACCGUAAAAAAGGUUUCAAGCAACCGGUCGCUAUUGCAGACCCCUUCUCCAGUCCAUGGCCCCGCUCCCUCUCCGGCCGCCGCCGCAGCCACCGCCGCCGCAUAUCUGGCCGCGGUGAACGGGGAGGGGAGCAUCACCGGGCACAGCAGGGUAUCAUCGAUUGAUGGCGCUGGCAAAAACGAUGACGGCAGUGGCCGUCACAGUCGAAUCCCGUCCGCAGGGGGGGAUGGUCGUGGCCGAGGUCGAGGGCCUCGCAUCAGCAGACGGAGGUCGUCAGGGUCCAUGCAAGAUCACCGGUUUCAGCAGCAUAUACUAUCCCCGCCUUCAUCAUCUCCGCCCCGGUCUCCCUUUGCCUCCCCACCCCUGUCCCCGUGUACUUCUCCGCCCACCUCGCCGCGAUCAUCCAUCGGGCCGGCAGGGUCUUCCCCGAGAGUUCCCAGACGAGAUGGUGGGGGCGAUGGAGGGGGUGGGGGUCUCCGGCAGUCAAUCGGCGGCGGCGGGAGGGUACCGUACAGGCCCGGUGUCCGGUUCCUGGAAGAGACCAUGUCGACGUUGCGGUAUGCAGACCAGGCCAAGAGCAUUGUAAACUCCGUCAAGGUUAACGAGGAUCCGUUCGCUCGAACCGUCCGCCGCCUCCAGGAGGAGGUGAGAGAGAUCAAUAGUUUGAGACCACCAACAAUCACCCAAUGUGCACUUGAAACGGUUAACAACUGUGAGAGAUUCUGCAAACCUUAG
Ectocarpus sp. CCAP 1310/34 is the source of this 2148-nucleotide messenger RNA. NCBI's taxonomy places the organism in Eukaryota, Phaeophyceae, Ectocarpales, Ectocarpaceae. The record is from the annotation of a GenBank genome assembly.